Musa acuminata subsp. malaccensis (wild Malaysian banana) is the source of this 1884-nucleotide messenger RNA. RefSeq names its product probable rhamnogalacturonate lyase B. Gene Ontology annotation, molecular function: carbohydrate binding; catalytic activity. The record is from RefSeq and is a predicted model, not a curated record. NCBI's taxonomy places the organism in Eukaryota, Viridiplantae, Streptophyta, Magnoliopsida, Zingiberales, Musaceae. Gene Ontology annotation, biological process: carbohydrate metabolic process.
CAGGUUGUGAUGGACAAUGGCAUCGUCCAACUCACGUUGUCGAAGCCCCGAGGUUCCAUUACGGGAGUAAAACACCAUGGAGUUGGUAAUCUCCUGGAAGUUAAGAACAGAGAAGACGGUAGAGGGUAUGCUAAUAUAUACCUGUAUUGGGAUGUUGUUUGGAAUCGAUCAGAUCCAGAUUCAGGCAUUUUUGAUAUAAUACUCGGAACAGAAUUUGACGUAGUGCAGCAAGAUGCAAACCAGGUUGAGGUCUCUUUCAGAACACAAUGGAAUCCCUCCCACGGAGGCAAGCUUGUGCCUUUAAACGUCGACAAAAGGUUUGUGAUGCUGCGAGGCAGCUCAGGCUUCUACACCUACGCCAUAUAUGAACACCUUCAAGGCUGGCCCGACUUCAAUCUAGCAGAGACCAGGGUGGCUUUCAAGCUUAGAAAGGAUAGGUUUCACUACAUGGCCAUUGCAGACAACAGACAAAGAAUCAUGCCCAUGCCAGAAGAUCGCCAGCCCGGAAGGUCACAGAAGUUGGAUUACUCAGAAGCAGUCAGACUGACAAACCCAAUUAAUGCAGCCUUGAGAGGGGAGGUGGAUGAUAAAUACCAGUAUUCCAUUGAGAACAAGGACAGUAUGGUGCAUGGAUGGAUUUCUUCUGAUCCUUCCGUAGGGUUUUGGGUGAUCACCCCAAGUAUUGAGUUUAAGUCAGGAGGGCCUGUGAAGCAGGAUCUGACAUCUCAUGUUGGUCCUACCGCCCUCGCUACCUUUGUGAGUUCUCAUUACGCCGGGGACGACAUUUUGCCUAGAGUCAGAAAUGGAGAAUACUGGAAGAAGGUGUUUGGCCCUGUGUUCAUUUACCUUAAUUCUGCAUCGACGAAAUCGGAUCCGAAGCUUCUCUGGGAGGACGCCAAGAAGCAGGCGCGGGUUGAAGAGGGAAGCUGGCCGUACAAGUUUCCUGCUUCAAAGGACUUCCAAAAGAGGGAGCAAAGAGGCUCUGUUUCCGGCAGACUAUUUGUUGUAGACGAGUAUGUAGCAUUUCAUUACGUAAAUGGGAAUGCUGCUUUUGUUGGUUUGGCUUCACCAGGAGAAGCAGGAUCUUGGCAGAGAGAAAGCAAGGGAUACCAGUUCUGGGUAAGAGCAGAUGCCAAGGGAAUGUUCUUCAUCAAGAACGUCAGAACUGGAGUGUACAACCUUUAUGCAUGGGUUCCUGGUUUUAUUGGGGACUACAAAUCUAGCGUAAACAUAACCGUAACCUCCGGAAAUCACAUCAAUCUGGGUAACCUUGAAUAUAGGCCACCAAGAGAUGGGCCGACCUUGUGGGAGAUUGGCAUUCCUGAUCGAUCCGCUGCGGAGUUCUUCGUCCCAGAUCCUUAUCCUUGCUACAUCAACAGACUCUAUGUGAAUCAUCCUGAUAGGUUUCGGCAGUACGGGUUGUGGGAGAGAUACACAGAUCUGUAUCCUGAUCAUGAUCUGAUGUAUACAGUUGGCAUCAGCAACUACAAGAAAGACUGGUUCUACGCACACGUUACCAGGAAGCAUGGGCAGGCUUCCUAUCAGGCAACUACAUGGCAGAUAAAGUUUCGACUCAAUAAUGUGCGCCGGAGUGGAACUUACAAGCUUCGACUGGCACUUGCAUCUGCCGUAUUUUCUGAGAUACAAGUUCGAUUCAACAACCCAAUAGUGCAGCAACCUGCUCACUUCACGACAGAGCUAAUUGGGAGAGACAACUCGAUCGCCCGACACGGAAUCCAUGGGUUGUACUGGUUGUUCAGCAUCGAUGUGGAUAGCAGUUGGCUUCUUAAAGGCGACAACAUCAUCUUCUUAACUCAGACGCGUUCUGAAAGCCCUUUUCAAGGAGUCAUGUACGACUACAUUCGAUUGGAAGCUCCGGCAUGA